Molecule: messenger RNA, 2709 nt
Organism: Daktulosphaira vitifoliae (grape phylloxera)
Lineage: Eukaryota; Metazoa; Arthropoda; Insecta; Hemiptera; Phylloxeridae
Gene: LeuRS-m
Product: leucine--tRNA ligase, mitochondrial
Exons: 10
Coding region: 29-2629 (866 amino acids)
Biological process (GO): leucyl-tRNA aminoacylation; mitochondrial translation
Cellular component (GO): mitochondrion
Molecular function (GO): leucine-tRNA ligase activity; ATP binding; aminoacyl-tRNA deacylase activity
Source: RefSeq, a predicted model, not a curated record
UUUUAGUUAAAAACUGAGUUCUAUCCUAAUGAUUCGAAGUGGAAUUUUUAGAACUUGUACAUGUAUAAAAUCAUUUAAGAAUAACAAACCAAGCUUAAGACGCUUUAGUAAUGAUAUUUGGAAUGAAGACUUGUCUUUAGAUGUUAAACUUAGAAUAGAAAAAUAUUGGAAAGAAAAGCUAAGCCGAAGUACUUAUAAUGUAAAAAAUGUUAACAAUAAAUUUUAUGUCCUAUCAAUGUUUCCCUACCCUUCUGGUCGCCUACACAUGGGCCAUGUUCGUAUUUAUGUAAUUGCUGAUUCAAUAUCUAGAUUUCACCGUAUGAAUGGACAAAAUGUAUUUCAGCCAAUGGGUUGGGAUGCAUUUGGGCUACCUGCUGAAAAUGCAGCAAUUUCUCAUGGAUUAGCACCUGAUAAAUGGACUUUUUCCAAUAUUCAAUAUAUGAAAGAACAACUGAUGCAAUUAGGGUGUAGUUUUGAUUGGUCUAAUGAAAUAUCGACUUGUGACCCCUUAUAUUAUAAGUGGACUCAAUGGAUCUUUUUAAAAAUGUUUGAAUCUGGUCUUGUAUAUUCUAAAGAAGCUGAAGUAAAUUGGGAUCCUGUAGACAAAACUGUAUUAGCUAAUGAACAAGUUGAUGAAAAUGGCCACUCUUGGAGAUCUGGUGCUUUAGUAGAAAAAAAAAUUUUAAAACAAUGGUUUAUUAGAACUACAAAAUUUUCUAAAGCUCUAUAUGAUGGUUUAAAUGAUUCUUCCUUAGAAGGCUGGAGAGAUGUUAUUAAUCUUCAAAAACAUUGGAUUGGAGAAUGUGAUGGUUAUAUAUUUGAUUUUAAUUUAUAUAUUGAUAAUGUUUAUUGUACAGUUCUCAAUAUUUGGACAUCUCAACCAGAAUAUGUUCCUUUAUCUGCAUUUAUAUGUAUAAAACCUAAUUCAUUUAUUCAUAAACACUAUGUGAUUAAGUCUACGCAAAUAUUUAUAAAGAACUUUAUAAAUGAUAAAAUGUUGCCAAUAUUAGUGACAGACGAAGUUGAAUACCCAGAUAGCAAAGAUGUUCGCCUAGCUAUUCCAUCAGUUUAUGAAAAAGAUAAAGAAUUAGCUAGAAAACAUAAUAUACCAUAUGAAGAUAACAAAAGUAAAAUGUCUAAAGAAGCUGUAUGUGAAAAAGCAAAACAGUUAAAUAUAGGGGGCUACCCUGUUAGUUCAAAAUUGCAGGAUUGGUUGAUAUCAAGACAAAGAUACUGGGGCACUCCUGUACCAAUAAUUCAUUGUAAAAAGUGUGGACAACAGUGUGUUCCUGAAGAGCAGUUGCCAGUCAUGUUACCAAUUUUAGAUGACAAUUGCAAUAAGAAUUCUUUAGAAAAGGCUGAAAAUUGGAUUAAAACUAAUUGUCCCAAAUGUGGAGGUGAAGCAAUUAGAGAAACUGACACAAUGGAUACAUUUGUUGAUUCAAGUUGGUAUUUUUUAAGGUAUCUUGAUCCAAAAAACAAUCAUAAGCCUUAUGAUCAGAGCUUAGCUAAUAAAAUGAUGCCUGUUGAUAUUUAUAUUGGUGGCAAAGAACAUGCUGUUCUACAUUUGUAUUAUGCAAGAUUUGUCAAUUAUUUUUUGCAUUCCAUAAAUCUCUCACCUUAUCAAGAACCAUUUAAAAAUUUGUUAGUUCAAGGUAUGGUAAUGGGUCAGAGUUUCAAAGAUAAAACUAAUGGUCAGUAUUUGAAACAAGAUCAAGUUGUUAAAAAAGGCAAUAAAUAUUUUACCAAAGAUGGUAACCAUCCAGUAACAACUGUUUGGGAAAAAAUGAGCAAGUCUAGACAUAAUGGAGUUGAACCUUCUAGUACAUUACAGGAAUAUGGUAUAGAUACCAUGCGAUUAUUAAUUUUAUCAAGUGUGGCACCUACAUCAAAUAGAAAUUGGAAUUCAGAGACUUUUCCUGGUGUUUUGAACUGGCAGCAAAAGCUAUGGUCAAUAAUUCAACAAUUUAGACACAUCAGAAGUUGUAGUUUACAACAAGAUAAUAUUGACUCAUCUAAAUUUCAUGAUGAACAAACAAAACUGUAUGAAGCUCGUAAUUAUUAUGUAAAAAAAACAUCCAAUAAUUAUAGAAAAUCAUACCAACUCAGCGUUGCUAUUUCAUUUUUACAAGGACUCUCAAAUAUUUUAAAAAAAUCUUCAAAAGAACUUGUUAAGUACAGUGCAGAGUAUGAACGUUUAUUAGCUGUUCAAAUAAUUAUGUUAGCCCCAAUGGCACCUCAUUUUGCUUCAGCUUUAUGGAGUGGGUUUGUAACAGCACCCGGACGAAUUAAUACCAAUUGGACUCAAAUAAAAUGGGAAGAAGAUGUAAUUGUUCAAAGUUGGCCUGAAGUAGAUGACAAUUAUGAACUGAAUCUUUAUUGCUUGGUUAAUAAUGCAAUUAAAUGUGUUUUGAAAAUGUCAAAAAAAGAUUUAAAAUUAUUGACUAAACAAAAAGCACUAGAAAUAGCCUUGAAACAAGAUAUCAUUCAAGAAUACACUUCAUCAUGGAAUAUAUUAGAUACGACUUUUCAAAUGUUUGAAGACGAUGAUGGUUAUUUACACAUAAAAACUGAUAGAAAAUCUGAAUCAAAGAAAAAUACUGAAAAUAGUUCAAAAAUUAUAAAAUAGAUAUAGGACUUUUAUAGAAUGAAAAAGUAUUUAAAUAUAGAUAAGAUUGAUAUAGAUUUUUUAAUAAAUUCCCUGUACUU